Staurois parvus is the source of this 403-nucleotide messenger RNA. The record is from the annotation of a GenBank genome assembly. Lineage: Eukaryota; Metazoa; Chordata; Amphibia; Anura; Ranidae.
AUGCAGACUGCUUCUACAAACAUUUGUGAAAGACUGUGCAAUAAGUCCAUCUGUGAAAUGUUCUUGGUACUAAAUAUUCCACGGUCAACUGUUAGUGGUAUUAUAACAGAGUGUAAGCAACUGGGAACAACGGCAACUCAGCCAAAAAGUGUUAGGACAUGUAAAAUGACACAGCGGGGUCAGUGCAUGCUGAAGCACAGUGCACAGAAGUCACCAACUGUCUGCAGAGUCAAUAGCUAAAGACCUGCAAACUUCGUGUGGCCUUCAGAUUAGCACAACAACAGGGCAUAGAGAGCUUCAUGGAAUGGGUGUCCAUGGCCAAACAGCUGCAACCAAGCCUUACAUCACCAAGUGCAAUGUAAAGUGUCGGAUGCAGUGGUGUAAAGUACACUGCCACUGGACU